CUGGAUUUGAAACCGUUACGAUUUGUAUUUUCUCGAUUUUGUGGUUAUAUGUUCAAAAAAGUGACAUUUACAGUCAAAAUAAUUUUACACCGUAUUACAUUUUAUACUUUAAUAUACAAUAAAAGUGAAAUAUGACAUCUAGAUCCACAGGAAAGUGUAUGGAUUUUGCUUAUCCCAGGCCUAUUACAAGAUCAAUUGAAAAACAUUCAGGGUAUAAGAAAAGGAAUCCUGAAGAAAUUGAAAAGCUGAAAGCAAUUUUGGGAAAUGGGUCAGGUUCAAAAAGGAAAUCUUACAUGCCAGAUAGUAUUGAAAAAAAAAGCGAAAAAACAAGACCAUGGUUUAAGAGGAAUGCUGAGAUGGUUGAAAAGUUAAAAGCAAUGGGUGUUUUGGUAAAUCCUGAAGCUAAUGUUAGAUCAAAUGAAAAAGGCUCAGGUUUAAAAAGAAAAUCACUUAUAAGUGAAUCUACCAAAAGUAUUGGGCCAAAACCCAUACAUAAUGAUUUAACAAAUGGAUAUGUUUCAACUGAAAAGCCUAAGAGAAAUCAUUUAACAGUUUUGUCUUCACAUGACUCAGAUUCUCCCAAGAGACCAUCAAAAAUGCGAAAACUUGAGCCCAGCAUAAGAAAGGAAUUAUUUAAAUCGAAAUUGAAUAGCAAAAUUCCCAGUUUGAAUACAAGCAACUCAAGUUUGGCCAAACCUUUAGAAAGCAUAGAUGAAAUGGAACCUCUUGAAAAUUCGAUGGGCGGUUCUAAAGAGAAACCAUUUAAAUUCAAGGGAACAAAAGUGGCCAAAACCAACCUAAGGUUCACUAAAAUGCAAAGUCCCAAAAUAAAGAAGACCCCUAUUAGAUCAAGCAGAAAAAGCUUAGGCACACCAACGGACAAGGAAUUUUUGGAUAUUGAAAAAGAAAUAGUCAAUACCAGUUCUCCCUUGUCUUCAAUGUGCGAUUUAUUAAAAAGCACAGGAUUAAAUAGCCCCACAAAUAUUAGGACUGAGAACACAUUAGAAGAGAGCCUGAGAAACAUAGAACACAUACUGGAAAUUGACAAUAUAGAAUUCAACAAAUACAAAAAGUUACAUGAAGAGAACAGGCAGAAAAUAUACAAUAUUUUAAGCGAGAUCAGGGGAAGUAGAACAGUGCAAAGUAGUAAAAAAACAAAAAACGACAACAAAGAAAACAUGCAGAAAAGAUCCAGUCCCAGACUGUUAAUGAAAAGUCCUAUACUCGCCCCCAAUAAAGCAAAUAUUGUGGUUUCGCCGCUUCUUGUGGCAAAAACGAAUGACUUGCGUAAAUCCAUGCUGACAAGAAAUCUAUCGAAAAACAUACAACAAAUGGGGACAUCGUCCAGCAAAGAGCAAAAAGUGGAAGAGAUGUACAACAGUUAUAAAAAUAACUGUUCCAUACUUUGCACUCCCAAGGGUGUACCGGACCCAACUGAAUCGGGCGGUAACAAAUCUUAUUCGCUGUCGAGAAAAGUCCACAAUCAGUGCAUGAUGCUUCUAGAUACCCCGCAACAAAACAAAAACUAGUCUUGCUUCCAAUGUAUAUUUACUGAUAGUUUUACUUAUUUAUUUUACUUACCUAAUGAACGUUUUUUAAUUUUAACUUUUAAAUAAACUUACACCCAAUAAUAA
This is a messenger RNA of Brassicogethes aeneus, 1634 nucleotides long. The record is from the annotation of a GenBank genome assembly. NCBI's taxonomy places the organism in Eukaryota, Metazoa, Arthropoda, Insecta, Coleoptera, Nitidulidae.